AUGCCUGAAAAUUUUGGUGUUUCAGGAAACCAGUCCCAGAUUCUGCAGCCAUGUAGUUCAUCGUCUUCAGUCCAGACAACAAGCUCUACCAUUCCAAAUGAAAGUGAUGUUCCCUGCAUAGCAAGCGGUCAACUUCGUUUAGUAGGUGGAGGCGGUCGCUGUGCUGGGAGAGUAGAGGUCUAUCAUGAUGGCUCCUGGGGCACCAUCUGUGAUGACAGUUGGGAUCUGAUUGAUGCCAGUGUGGUGUGCAAGCAGCUGGACUGUGGUGUGGCUAUUAAUGCCACGGGUUCUGCCUACUUUAAGGAAGGAACAGGGAAUAUCUGGCUAGAUGAGAUCAACUGCACUGGCAAAGAAUCUCACAUUUGGCAAUGCCGCUCACAUGGCUGGGGGCGCCAUAACUGCAGGCACAAGGAGGAUGCUGGUGUCAUCUGCUCGGAGUUCAUGUCUCUGAGGCUGGCCAAUGAAGUUCCUAGCGAGACCUGCACAGGUCACCUGGAAGUGUUUUACAAUAGUACAUGGGGAAGUAUCGGCAGCAGCAAUAUGUCUCCAACCACCGUUGGAGUGGUGUGCCAUCACCUGGGCUGUGCAGACAAGGGGACCAUGAAACCCACAUCUUCAGACAAGACACCAUCCAAGCUCAUGUGGACAGAUAAUGUGCAGUGUCCGGAAGGAGUUGACACCUUGUGGCAGUGCCCCUCAUCUCCGUGGAAACAGAGACAGGCCGGCCCUUCCGAGGAGUCCUGGAUCAUCUGUGACAGUGAGUAUCCAUUGUCAACAGGAAGUUCCCAUUCUGCUACUCCACUGUCAGCUUCUGAGAAAACAUGA
This is a messenger RNA of Peromyscus maniculatus bairdii (prairie deer mouse), 825 nucleotides long. Lineage: Eukaryota; Metazoa; Chordata; Mammalia; Rodentia; Cricetidae. The record is from RefSeq and is a predicted model, not a curated record.